This is a messenger RNA of Oncorhynchus tshawytscha (Chinook salmon), 5643 nucleotides long. RefSeq names its product sodium/potassium/calcium exchanger 3-like. The transcript is spliced from 17 exons. Lineage: Eukaryota; Metazoa; Chordata; Actinopteri; Salmoniformes; Salmonidae. Gene Ontology annotation, biological process: calcium ion transmembrane transport; intracellular calcium ion homeostasis. Bases 399 to 2384 code for a protein of 661 amino acids. The record is from RefSeq and is a predicted model, not a curated record. Gene Ontology annotation, molecular function: calcium, potassium:sodium antiporter activity; calcium channel activity. Gene Ontology annotation, cellular component: membrane.
ACUCACCCCUCUACAUCCUCCUUUCCGCGCUCUCUCUCUCUCUCUCAUACACAAACACACUCACCCCUCUACAUCCUCCUUUCCGCGCUCUCUCUUGUACAUCGCCAGCCUUGUUGCAGACUGUGUCCAGCGAAAACUGGCACAGAACUGACGCAUCCAUGGAGCGCUCCGUCCUAUCACAACAUCCACGACGCACAGCAACACUUCCAUGCGAAGUAAUAUAGAAGACAACAUCGCAACCGACUCAUGAUCGAAUACCAACAUCGUCUUUCACGCGUCGACAACCCACCUCUUCCAUUGUGUAACUUUCCGAACCCCUCUUCCUCCCCGCUUCCUUCGACUCCUCCGCGUUCCCUGUCCGGGUUCCCAGAAACUCUGUUCCCCGUGAAAACGUCUCCAUGGAUGGGAUAGCCUUUGGCAUGAUGCCCGGGACCGUCCGGGUGCGGAGUAAGCCGCUUCAAGGGAUGCUGAACCAGCGGAAGACCAAAGCUCAGCGGAAAAAGCGAAAGGAGUUGUUCGGUGGGCAGAUGUUCUUCAUGGGGGUGCUGCUCGCUCUUGUAAAGGGGCUCUCAUGUUUGGUCGAGAAAGCAGGUUAUGACAUCUCCAGCCUUACUACUGAGGAGGGUGCCAGAUGGGAGAGUCGGAGGCUACUACAGGAGUCCUGGGACAACGAGACAGACCUUCUGUUGGACCCCCCGUCCAAAAACUGCACUGAGCCAGCGUUACAUGAGUUCCCCACAGACCUGUUCACCAACCAGGAGCGCACAGAGGGAGCUGUGGCCCUACACGUCCUGUUUGCCAUGUACAUGUUCUAUGCACUGGCUCUGGUGUGUGACGACUACUUUGUUCCCUCUCUGGAGAAGAUAUGCGAGCGUCUACAUCUUAGUGAGGAUGUGGCAGGUGCAACCUUCAUGGCAGCCGGCAGUUCAGCUCCUGAACUCUUCACCUCUGUUAUCGGUGUGUUCAUCACUAAAGGGGAUGUGGGGGUGGGCACGAUUGUGGGCUCAGCUGUCUUCAAUAUCCUCUGCAUCAUUGGAGUGUGUGGAAUAUUUGCUGGCCAGGCAGUGCAUCUGUCUCGUUGGUCUCUUAUGAGAGACUCUAUGUACUACACCCUAUCCAUCACUGCUCUUAUCGUGUUCAUAUAUGAUGAAAAGGUUUCAUGGUGGGAGUCUCUGACACUGGUUCUGAUGUAUUUCGGCUAUAUUUUGAUAAUGAAGUUUAACUCGAACAUUGUGCAUUUCCUGGAGAGGUGGAAGAAGAACUCGUCCAGCCUGGGGAACGGCACAGCCAGUAACGCUGACCUGGAUGACAACUGUGAUGCCAGCGCUGUCCUGCUGAAGAAAACUAACUUCCACAGAAAGCAGUCAGUGUUGAUGGUAGAUGAGUUGCUGUCAGCCUACCCCCACCAGCUGUCCUUCUCUGAAGCCGGCAUGAGGAUCAUGAUCACCAGCCACUUCUCCCCUCGCACACGCCUCUCCAUGGCCUCACGCAUGCUCAUCACUGAGAGACAGCGUCUGAUUAGCACCCGGCCGUUCACUAACGGAGACUCAGAGGUCACAGUGAAGGUCGGCAGUAGACGGGGCCUGGAGAACGGACUGGGCGGGCCUGAAAGGGGAGUCAAAGGUCGCCGUGGUCACCAUGGAGAGGACGACAGGGGAGAUGUGGAGGCCGGCAACGAGACUGAAAACGAGAACGAAGACAAUGAGAAUAAUGAGAACGAUGAAGAGGAGGAGGACGUAGGGGAGGGACCUUUUGUGCCCUUUCACGUCCCAGCUGGGUGCUGUAAUAAGAUCAAGUGGCUGUUGGCCUGGCCUCUGUGCCUGCUGUUGUUCUUCACGGUGCCUAACUGUGCCAACACUCGCUGGGAGAGAUGGUUCAUGGUCUCCUUCGUCACUUCCACCCUCUGGAUUGCUGGUUUUUCCUAUGUCAUGGUCUGGAUGGUGACAGUGAUCGGAUUUACUCUCGGUAUCCCCGACGUCAUCAUGGGCAUCACCUUCCUGGCAGCUGGCACCAGUGUCCCUGAUUGCAUGGCCAGUCUUAUAGUGGCACGGCAAGGUUUUGGGGACAUGGCUGUGUCUAACUCUAUAGGCAGCAAUGUGUUUGAUAUCCUUAUUGGACUGGGCCUUCCCUGGGCCCUGCAGACUCUUGCCAUCAACUACGGCUCCUACAUUAAACUGAACAGCAAAGGGCUCAUCUUCUCUGUGGGACUUCUGUUGGGGUCUGUGUUCCUCACAGUCCUGGGGGUACAUCUGAAUGGGUGGAAACUGGACCGUCGUUUGGGCCUGGUGUGUCUGCUCAUGUACUGCAUCUUUCUCUGCUUCUCCAUCCUCAUUGAGUACAACGUCUUCACCUUUGUCAACCUGCCCACCUGCAGAGACCGCUGAGACCCAGUUCUCACUCUCCCUUCUCUUUCUCCUCCCCAUCCUCCUCCACUCUCCAGGAGAUGGUCCGGCUUGGGAGGGAUCUGUCUGCACCUCAGAUAUUUGUAUUAUUAUUAUUUUCUUUAUGGUCAGUGCAAUAGGGAGUAGUGUGUGUGUGUGUGGUUUAAAGAGGAGAUAAACUGGGCACACAUGCAGGAGCACAAACUGACUUGUAAAAAGCUUUCACACAGGAUGCGUGAACAAAGCUAUUUUUGUCGACUACUGCCUACUUUGAUGUGAAGAUUUUUAUUUGUUUAGGACUUUUGUAAAGGUGUCUGAAACUGCAUUAUAGUCUACCGUGUGAUUUUGCUGACAAUUUCUAAUGUAAUGUUUAUUAGCUGCUAACUGGCUUUGAUGAAAGCCGGUCUUAUACGAGUCUAUAAUGUGUACUGGAAUAGUGUUGUUUGUAUUAUAUUAAAUGAACUGUUUCCCGCUUUGUAAAUACAUGCAGGCAGAUAUUCUAUUUAUUAAUUUAUUGAAUGUUAUUUAUUUUAAAUCCAAACCAACCCGGUUGGUCUGGAAGAUGAGCUCAUUUUGGAGAUACUGUCUGUAGAGCGUAGUGACACCAACAACCCCUUGGCAUGUUAUGAGACUCCAGUCUAAAGUCACUUUUAGGGGAAACAUCCUUUCAACAUUCCUUUGACUCUUGCAAAAGAGGAAUCUCUACUAAAAGUAUUCUGAGCAUUUACUCUAUGACGGACAUGAUUUAGAUCGUCACACGGAGAAAAUGCAUCCUUAGCAAAGUCAAACCUAUUCAGUGAGACUGCACUGAAGUAUAUCAUAUGUGGUGUCUGUCCAAGGUGGGAGACGGUCUCUGUUUCAAUGACAAUGAGUGUCCCUACUUGCUGAUUGUCAUGGCAAUCUGGUCAAAUGAAGCAAACUUUGUGAAACGGUAAACUCCUUUUUCCCACAAAUGGAGCUCAAGAGAAUGAUAUGUGCUGCCACAUAGGGGCACAACCAUGAACUACAGCACAGUAUUGGAUUCCUACAGACCUUUUCUUGUUCCAAGUAACUUUUUACCAAAUGUACAUUGCCUAGAUGGACUUCCUGUAUAACGGAUGGGUUUCCUGUUCCACCGACACACAGAGGAAAUUAGGCAUUUCUGUACUAAUGAGUACUCCCAGUGUUAUGAUUCAUAGAGGUAGAGAUGCACUUUAAAUAAAGCAUCUGAACUUUGGCUGACCUGAUGUUGGUUGAGCUGCGGUAAUUCAUUUUUUGUAAUGCACAAUGUUUAGAUUUGUCCAGAUGGUAGGUUGUGCUACAUUUAAAUCAGUUUUUAUGUCCUUUACGCCUUUAGUUUUGGGGAUUAUAUCAGACGUAAUCUGUAGACAUGCAGGGGAUUCUAGGACACUUGUUCAAGGCAAGCCAACAAGUCGUGCGUUGAUUGAAUGUUUGCUAUGUUAGUGACACCAUCGCACCUUUAUUUCACCUUUACAAAAUAUAUUUAUCACACCACUGUAAACACACAGCAGACUAAGGGCCCUAUUCAAUCUGCAUCGCGGAAGUUCAGUUUUAAAGCGGGAUUGAAAUUUAAAGGCAAUAUUCCCGCUUUAGCAGAGUUUACAUUAACGGUAAACGCUGCAUAUAGUCGACUCAAUCGGGAAUUACUUUUACAUUUCUGUUGCGAAUCUGUAACGCUUCAGUUUUACAGAUUGAAUAGAGCCCUAAAACCACCUGUAACAACUAAGAUUUUUCAUCUGGUAGGUUUUUAAAAAAAUAAAUCCAAAUAACACACAUUUAUUGGAAGAAAAAAAAAACUUGCUUUACAAAACUGCUCUGAAUGACAUGUGAACACUCAUUUUAUGGACCAAUAACACAAUAUCUCAAAUACAUAAAUUAUGAUUAAAAAAAGUCUCAAUGUACAAAGUAUUAGGGUUGCAUUUAUUUUGAAGAAUGUUUAUCGUUUGUUUUUUGUUCAUAUAUUUAUUUGUCUUGGGAAAUGUGUAGACGGAGCACAACUGUAAUGUCAAAGGAAAACAGGGUUUUUAAAAUGUAAAAUCAUUUAUAAUGCAAUAAUGAUGAGCUUUACAAUGUAAAUAUGUUGUUUCUUUUCACUUGAUUGAAGGCACAUUUCUAGAUGGUAUGUACAGUUGCACAUCCCUCUGUCAAGAGAGUAAAAUGUAUCUUGUAGGGCAGACUAAAGCUAAGUGGUUUACAGUAGUCUGCACUGGAAGCUUGAUAUGAAAAGUGACUUAUCUACAUAUCUACCAAGCCUAUAAGUCAAAGACUCCUAACUAGAUCUAAUUGGACAAUAUCAUACAAAUAUCCCCAUGCACCAUUCAAUACAUUAAGUUGAAAAGAUAUAUUCAGUGGCACAUCUAACUGAAAAGUUAACCAGUGACAUAUUCAUCCUUAGCCAUAAUACCAUUGACAAAUAUGGUCAGAUGUCAUGUUGUGCUGCUGUUCAUUUGUCCCUGGUUUGAUGAGGAUUAUGGUCUGUAAACAGGUACUAUACAACACAGGAGGUUGGUGGCACCUUCAUUGGGGAGGCAGGGCUUGUUUUAAUGGCUGGAGCAGAAUUGGUAUCACAUAUCAAACAUGGUUUCCAUGUGUUUGAUGCCAUUCCAUUUGCGCCAUUCCGACCAUUAUUAUGAGCUGUUUCUCCCCCCCAACUGCUAUACCACCAUGUGCUUGGAAUUCACCAAACUAUCACCAAGACUCAUAUCUGCAGGUCUUGAAGAAAGGUCUUGAAGAAGGUCUUGAAGAAAGGAAUAUUUUAAUAUUUUGUGAAGUUCACAUGGUGAUAUAUUGCUGAUGUACAUAUAUACAUACAUGUAAAUGUAUUUAUAUAUUUUGUCUUAAUCUGUAUAUUUGUUCAAUAUAUUUUCAUAGAUAUGGUCUUAGGUCCCCCUUGGUACCCUCCUUAGUCCUUUGUUUUGUUGUGUUUGAGAUUUUGAUAUCACCUUGUCCUUUGUUAACUUGCAUGGAUAUAUUUUAAUAUAAUACAUUAUUUAAUGGUAAUUAUAAUGUCAUUUGAAUCAGAAUGAUAUAUAUUAAAGGUGGCACUAAACUUGGCUGUUGAACUGGACCUCCUAGAUGACUGCAUGUUGUUUCUGAUAGGAUUGCUAAGUUUGAUGAUGUAAUGUUAAUCAAAUAACCUGAAGUAUGCCUCCGGAACAGGGAGGUCAAAACAGAAUGGUUUACUUUGUGUGCCGAUGUUUCAGAUGUAAUUUAGAAUACUUUUGGUACUUCCGCAUAAAUAAAGUAUAUUUGCUUAAGGUAA